AGAGAGAGAGAAAGAAAGAUACACACACACAGAGAGAGAGAGAGAGAGAGGUAGAAGUGGAGAGAGGAGGGGAGAGAAGAGACCGGAGCAGAGGUGAUCUUGCCCUCAUUAGUGUCAGAACUACAGGAUGAUUAUGGGUUGAGAAGGGAAUGAUGGAAGGCAACAAAGUUCUUCAUUUCGUGCCAUCCGAGGCUCCCUCCUCAGGGAUGGCUAAGAAUGGAUACUUUUAUCAAGAGAUGGAGCAGAGGGAGAGAGAGGAGCAGGAGGAGGGGAGCGAGGAGAGAGAGGAGGGCCAGGACUCUCCCAUCCCAUCAGGAGAUGACAUUCAUCUCUACGGUAGCCAGACGCACCAAGGAGGAACAGAAUCUGAUGUCCAUGGCUGUGUUCUGCUCAACACAUCGAGAAGGUAUGUGAAGCUGAUGAACUUUGAGGAGGAGGUGCGGGCUCACAGGGAUCUGGAUGGCUUUCUGGAGAGGGCUUGCAUUCUGCUGCACGAGGACGAGACCUCUCUGGACGACGUGUUGAAGACGAUGCUCCGCCACGUCUCACAGGACCCUCGCACCGCCGAACCCGCCUGCAACUUCGAGGAGAUCAUGAGCUCGCUUUUCACAGACGCCGGGUCACAGGAGGUCAAUGACAGGUCGGCGAAAUUCAUUUUCUAUGACGACGUGCAUCUGUUGUCAGAGACGCUGCAGUGUGUGACGGCCACAGCCACAGGGAUUCAGUACCAGCAGUCUUGGCUUUGCAUCCUCUGUAAUGUGAAGAACCUGCAGAGACGGCACGUGUGUAUCUCUCGCCUGGAUCGUCCGCAGAACUGGGGGGAAAACUGUGCGGAAGUCCGUUACGUUAUUCUCAUUCUUGCACCUUCUAAAAUGAAAAGCACUAAGACGGCGAUGGAGCUGGGCAGGACGUUCGCCAGCAUGUUCUCCGAUAUCUCCUUCAGACAGAAGCUGCUAGAGAGUAAGACUCAGGAGGAAUUUAAGGAGGCGCUGGUCAUCCAGAGGUACCACCUGACCGCCACAAAGCGUAAAACUACGGCUGUGGAAGGCGAAGAGACAGACCCACAUAGCCAAAAACCACUGAAGUCUGCAGAAUCUGUGUUCUCUCAUCUUCUGUCUCUCUCUCUGCUGUGCAGGGGGCCCUGUUGUAGAGAUUUUUUCAGAGUGGGCAGAGGAAUCUAUGAGGAUCUUUGCCGUCGCCUGCCUCUCUACCCAUCUGACUUCACUGAUGGUCUGGUGGGUAAUAAUAAAGCCCUGGUCAAAUUCAUGACAACGUCCAUUUUCCUGUACAUUGCCGUGCUGCUUCCUGCCAUUGCUUUCGGCUCGCUCAACGACGAGAUCACUCGGGGGGAGAUUGACGUUCAGAAGACGAUUGUUGGGCAGAGUAUAGGAGGAAUCAUCUACUCACUAUGUGCUGGUUCCCCCCUGGUCAUUCCACUGACCACAGCACCCAUCGCUAUUUUCAUCAGCGUGAUUAGGGGGAUCUGUGAUGAUUACGAGCUAGAUUUCCCAGCGUUUUACGCAUGCAUCGGCUUGUGGAACAGCCUCUUUCUCAUCAUGGGAGGAGUCUUUAACCUCAGUCUGCUUGUUAAGCUCUUCAAGAGGUCGAUAGAGGAGGUGAUAGCUUUGUUCAUUUCCAUUGCUUUUGUAGCAGAUGCAGUUAAGGGCACUGUCAAGAUUUUUCACGAGUACUACCAUGCUCCCACCCUAGCCAAUGGGAGCGCAGCAGAGUUAAAUCGCAUCAGCGGCAGUAUACAUUUAGGGGAACUGAACCUGACAGAAGUGGGGCCAGUGUCCCUCCCGGAAUCCUUCAUUCUGUGCACACGAGCUCGGCCACUUCUCUGUCUCCUCCUCAUGCUGGGCACAUUAUGGGUGGGAUACACACUCUACCAGUUCAGGAGGAGUCCGUUUCUGCAUGUGAAGAUGAGAGAGAUUCUGUCCGACUGUGCUCUGCCUAUCUCAGUGCUUGUCUUCUCUUAUGUGGGAUCAUACAUCUUCAACGACAUUGCCUUGCCGGUCUUUAACUUCCAUGAAGGUCCAGUGUUUCGAGUGGCCCCGCUGGAUAAGCUGACCGGAGCGAGUGUUCUAAGCGCAAUGGGUCUGGGCUUUCUCCUGUUUCUCCUCAUCUUCAUCGACCAGAACAUCGUCGUGUCCCUUACAAACGCACCUGAGAACAGGUUACUGAAAGGCACAGCGUAUCACUGGGACCUGACUCUGUCUGGCUUGAUUAAUAUUUUGAUGUCUGUGCUGGGGUUACCGUGGAUGCAUGCCGCAUUCCCUCACUCCACCCUGCACGUCAGACAGCUGGCCAUCGUGGAAGAGAGGGUGGAAGGAGGACACCUUUACGAGACUAUAGUGAGUGUGAAGGAGACGCGGGUGACCUCACUCGUGGCUAACAUCUUGAUAGGUGUGAGUGUAUUUCUGCUGCCAGUCCCCCUCCAGUGGAUCCCUAAGCCUGUUCUGUACGGCCUCUUCCUCUACAUCGCUCUCACCUCCAUCGACGGCAAUCAAAUGUGCGAUCGUAUGGCUCUGCUACUCAAAGAACAAACGUCCUACCCACCCACUCACUACAUCCGCAAGGUGCCGCAAAGGAAAAUCCAUUAUUUCACUUUCCUUCAGAUGGUGCAGCUGCUUUUCCUGUGUGCGUUUGGGAUGUACCCUCUACCGUACAUGAAGAUGAUCUUUCCUCUGCUAAUGUUUAUCCUCAUACCCAUCAGGAACUGUCUACUGCCCAGGAUCAUUGAGGCUAAGUACCUGGACAUUAUGGAUGCACAGCGCAUGUAAAUGCAUGCGCACUCAGCCUCUGAGCAAAGGACUCUGGGAAUUGUAUUUCUGAAAUGCAAAACUCUGUGAGGAUAAACCAACUUAUUCUAGUGAUUAACAGCAGGCAUUCUGGUGAAGCACUGAACGAGUAAGAGAGAGUUUAGAAAAGAAGGAUAUUUAGAAGAGAGAGUGAGAGAGAUAAAGAGGGGAAGGAGACGCCUGUUCACCGAGUAGAAAGACAGACCGCUGUCUGACUGUUGACCUUGGUCAGUCACUGCUUGUGUCAUAAUCUGAAUUCUACGCCAAAGUCCCCCCCCCCUCUCUCUGGUCUAUUAUGAUGCAUCCACGCAUAGCGAUAUGGAUAAAACACGAAUGAGACGUAAGACACCAUCACACAUACUCUCAAAAUUUGUGUCAUAGCGAAAUUACACUAGUGUUUACUCCAUCAGAUCAUAGUGUUCUUGACACGACUGGUUUUUCAACACGAGACUGAAGCUCAUCUUCAGAGACUGAAAUCUGUAGCAAUACCUCUUAAUGCUGAAUCUGAACACACGCUCAGAGCGUGUCUCUCGUUCACAACCUCUCACGCGGUCAAGUUAAAAAGCUGUUUCUCAUAGAUUUUCCAGUGCAGUUUGGUACAUAUCAGCGAUGACGAGUAAUAAAGAAGUGAGCAUGGACCAAAAGAAUACACUCGCAUUAUUAUUAGGAAACUGUGUCUCAUAGCAAUACACCGGAUUAUUAGAGGCUAUCGAUAUGUUCAUGUUUUCUGUCGAAAGAGUUGUCUUUUGAGGUUAUAGACUUCUAGUUUGGAUACCCACUGAUGUGUUGAGAAUGUAUCAUAAGCGCUGGUGUUUCAGGGAGAAGGAGAAAUAUAAGCAGCAUUUCUGUGGACCUUAUUCACUGCUGAAUGACAUUUAAGCUUUGCACAUCAACAGGACACCAAAACUGUGUUCCCUGCCCAGUCACACACACACGCACACACACACACACACACACACACACACACACACACACACACACACACACACACACACACACACACACACA
Triplophysa rosa is the source of this 3809-nucleotide messenger RNA. It is a transcript of the gene slc4a11, whose product is annotated as solute carrier family 4 member 11. Gene Ontology annotation, biological process: monoatomic anion transport; transmembrane transport; monoatomic ion homeostasis. The transcript is spliced from 22 exons. The coding region runs from base 150 to 2783 and encodes 877 amino acids. The record is from RefSeq and is a predicted model, not a curated record. Gene Ontology annotation, molecular function: solute:inorganic anion antiporter activity. Lineage: Eukaryota; Metazoa; Chordata; Actinopteri; Cypriniformes; Nemacheilidae. Gene Ontology annotation, cellular component: plasma membrane; basolateral plasma membrane.